Rhinichthys klamathensis goyatoka is the source of this 1826-nucleotide messenger RNA. It is a transcript of the gene ackr3a, whose product is annotated as atypical chemokine receptor 3a. Gene Ontology annotation, cellular component: membrane. The record is from RefSeq and is a predicted model, not a curated record. Gene Ontology annotation, molecular function: chemokine binding; G protein-coupled receptor activity; coreceptor activity. Gene Ontology annotation, biological process: angiogenesis; G protein-coupled receptor signaling pathway; vasculogenesis. NCBI's taxonomy places the organism in Eukaryota, Metazoa, Chordata, Actinopteri, Cypriniformes, Leuciscidae. The coding region runs from base 125 to 1282 and encodes 385 amino acids. The transcript is spliced from 2 exons.
ACCACUUUCAUUCACUCUAUUUAAACAACCUGCAGCAGAAGCGACGACGGGAUCGCUUCAUCAUCGGCUGAUAAGAACGAAUCCGUGGAUUAAGUUUGCGCACUGACCAAGCAUUAAAGGCACAAUGACAGAGUUGCAGUCUUCACCACCAAAUGAAAAGAUGAGUCUAAGUGGCAGCGAACUGACUGAAUUCUUCGUCAUGUGGGAAGAAUUAAACUUCACAGACACCAAUGACAACAGCACACGGGUGGAAGCGCAAAUGUGCCCCACCUCCUUCAACCGUUCUGCUCUCCUCAAUGCUAUGUGCACCCUCUAUGCCUUCAUUUUUGUUGUGGGCCUGGCCGCCAAUGCGCUAGUAGUGUGGGUCAACUUGCGCUCGGAGCGUCAUUACCACGAGACACACUUGUAUAUAUUAAACCUAGCGGUGGCUGACCUGUGUGUGGUUGCUACUCUCCCGGUGUGGGUGAGCUCGCUGGCACAGGGUGGCCACUGGUCGUUUGGCCAGGUGGCUUGUAAGCUCACACAUCUUCUGUUCAGCGUCAACCUUUUCGCCAGCAUCUUCUUCCUGGCCUGCAUGAGCGUGGACCGUUAUCUUUCGGUGGUACGCUCGGAGGAGAUUUCACCCAGACGAGGACGACAAAUACGCCGUUUAGUGUGUGCGGUAACAUGGCUGCUUGCUUUAUUCGCCUCAAUACCUGACACAUACUUCCUGCAAUCCGUAAAGUCACUACACAGUCAUGUGACCUUAUGUCAUCCUGUAUAUCCAGAGGACAACCCUUUGCAGUGGAUGGUGGGCAUUCAACUGAGUUUUGUGGUUCUUGGUUUUGUCAUUCCCUUCCCCGUUAUAGCAGUGUCCUAUGCACUGUUGGCAAAAGCUCUGGCUUCCUCUUCCUCUCAUUCCCCUUUACAUGGUGACCAGGAUCGCAGCGUGAGCAGGAAGGUCAUCCUCACGUACAUAGUGGUUUUUAUAGCUUGCUGGGCACCAUAUCAUGCUGUUCUGUUAGCCGACGCUCUAGUCAUGCUAGGUGUGGUCCCAUUGGGCUGCGGUUCAGAGAACGGCCUUUUUGUGGUGCUGCACCUCACGCAAUGCUUGUCGCUGCUGCACUGCUGCGUGAACCCCAUUGUCUACAGCUUUGCUCACCGUCACUACCGCUAUGACCUCAUGAAAGCCUUCAUCUUCAAAUACUCCACCCGUACUGGGCUGGCGCGACUCAUGGAGGUCUCUCAGGGCACCGAGACAGAAUACGCAAUGGUGGAGAACAACGCUAUGGCUGUGAGUUAGGACCCUCCAGACGUCACCCUCAACCAAAGUCCUGCACUGCUUCAAAACAAGAACUCCUCUGAUGUUAUCCUGAAAUUUAGAUAAACAAAACUGAAUUUGAACAUGGUUUACGUCAUAGUUGCCGCAAAUGCUCAACAGUGACCCCAAAGAUAGUGAUUAAUUCAUUUGAAAUGUGCCAAAGACUGGUGAGAUCAGAAACACUGACAUGUUUUCCUAGAUUCAGAUAAACAAAACUGAAUUUGAACAUGUUUUACAUCAAAAUUGCAGCUAAUGCUCAACAGUGACCCCAAAUAUAGUGAAUAAUUCAUUUGAAAUGUGCCAAAAACUGAUGGGAUUUUAUUGUAAAAUCAGAACCAUGUUCAGCCAAUCAAUUGGUUCCAAUCUGACUAGCAGACAAAAUUGUAUACUUUAUACAAAAAAAAUUCACUUUAGAGAAACCUGUAUGCUACUGUAUGCCAUCAUUCAAGAAACAAAAUAAUUGUGUCCAAUAAUCACUUCUCAGAAAUGCGUGAUGCCUUUCAAUCAUCAUAAAUGAUUUAGGAUG